This is a messenger RNA of Fusarium venenatum, 312 nucleotides long. The record is from RefSeq and is a predicted model, not a curated record. NCBI's taxonomy places the organism in Eukaryota, Fungi, Ascomycota, Sordariomycetes, Hypocreales, Nectriaceae.
AUGGUCUACUUUCUUCACGCAAUGUUCUACAAGAGCGAAGAUGCAGUAUUCGAUAUGUCGAAGCUGAUUGAAUUCCAAACUGCUACAGACAAGAGAUACAACAUGGCACUGCAUCUGAACGAAACCAUACUUCAACUGACUAUUGCCUGCGUGCCGUUGACGGAGAAGAAAGCAAGAGAUGAGCUGUUUACUGCGAUGGACGAGAAUGAUCUUCACAAAGACUGGUCCAAGAUGCUUGUUGUGACAAACACUGACCCUAGUGAUGUUCCAAAGCAGUAUAUCAAUGGAACCCUGACUAAAAAUUCUGGUUAA